This is a messenger RNA of Magnusiomyces paraingens, 1539 nucleotides long. RefSeq lists its product as uncharacterized. Gene Ontology annotation, cellular component: spliceosomal complex. The transcript has a single exon. Bases 1 to 1539 code for a protein of 512 amino acids. NCBI's taxonomy places the organism in Eukaryota, Fungi, Ascomycota, Dipodascomycetes, Dipodascales, Dipodascaceae. The record is from RefSeq and is a predicted model, not a curated record. Gene Ontology annotation, biological process: mRNA splicing, via spliceosome.
AUGACAACUCCAGGUCCAGGAACCGGGAAUUCCGGUGAAUCCAAGCCUAUUGGAUUUUCACUCAAAAAAUCGUCAUCUUCUUCCUUGUCUUCCUCGAAAUCCGCAGUUGCCUUUUCAUUAAGCACAAAACGAGAAAACACUACUACCAACAUUAUCGAUACACAACGAUCUCAACCCCAGUUACAAAACAAAAAACGCGUGGUUUUGGGUGAGAAUCAGGAAGAUGAUAGCGGGAAAGUAGAAACAGUAACUGGCUUUGAUGUACGCUUAGGACACGCCAUCACAGCAAACGGUGGCAAUAAAGAUGAAAAAGCUGAAGAAUCAAAAAAGAAAACACUUGUGAUUCCUGCAGUACCCAACAAGGAUUGGAGAGCAGAAGUUCGACGAGUUAAAGCAUGGAAUGCGUAUAUACCAGACGAACAACAACAUACUCAGGGAACUGAAGAGGAUCUGGAAGCUCUGGUCGAAGCUGAAAAGAAAAGACUAGUCAUUGGAUUUAACUCAGGUACACGUGAAUCCACCACAGAUGACAACAACAAAAUUAAUCUUGAUUAUGAUAAUAAAGACACUACACAAAUCUCGGAAGAUGAACUUGCAAAACGUGCCCUUCUUCAAGGGAAAUCAUUUACAGGUACGGGUUCUUCAAACCUAGUAAUUUCACAACCUGGCACAUACACUCGUGAUGAAGAUGAGUCUGAUGAAGAGAUGGUGGAAAGAAUUACAGAAGAAGAAGCAUUUGUUCGGGAUGUUUCACAACGGCCAGAAGCCCCAGGGUUAGACGCGUAUGAGCGCGUUCCUGUUGAAGAAUUUGGAGCAGCGCUGUUACGUGGAAUGGGCUGGAACGGGAAACUAGAAGAUGAAAUUGAAGAUCAAACAAAAAAAAGUGUUGGUGAUACCAAAAGUUCAUUAUAUGGGUCACGAGAUCCUGAAGUUGCGCUGAGGCGGCCUGCUUUUCUUGGGCUUGGUGCAAAACCUGCAAGUAGCGGGAACGGAUUAGGAGAAGCCGGGAAGCGUGGGUCUGGAAAAAGAGCUGUGGACAGAGUAUAUGUUCCUGUUGUAAAAGUUGAUCGAGAAACGGGGGAAAUUGUAAAAGAUGACGAGGAAGAAGGGGAAGAAGAAGAAAAGGAAGAUUUAAAACAAGAAAAGAGGAAAGAUGAUAGCCGGGAUCAUAAAAGAAAAGAACGUGGAAGAGAAAGAGAAAAGUCUCCUAGUUAUGAGAGCAGGAGCAGUAUAUAUAGGCACAGAGAAAGCGACAAAAAUAGAGACAGACAUCACGACAGAGACAGAGAUAGGUAUCGAGACAGAGACCGCAACAGAGAAAAGGACAGAGGUAGGGAUAAAGAUAGAGAUAGAGAUAACUACCGAGAAAGAGAUCGAUACAAGGACAGAGAUGAAUAUCGAGACCGAGACCGAGACCGAGACCGAAGCAGUCGGAGUAGUCACAAGGAUCAUAGAGAUCAUGACAGAGAACGAGAUAGACGCAGAGAUGACCGGUAUAAAGAUGGUGAUAGGAAUCGAAACCAAUCCCGCCGUUAUUAG